AGAAACCAGGAUGUAUAUUUCGUUUCGCUUUUCACCAUGUCCAAUCACCAUCUUCGACGAACAGUCCUGUAUUACACAACCAAAAUCAUUAAAAGUAACAUAACAGAUGGUGUCCCGAAUCAAACACCUGACAGAAAUCAAAUGACAAUGCAACGUGGGGACGUAAAACACAUGAUGGAGAACCAGACUAGAGGUCACACGGACACUUCCCUUUUUAGUAGCCUGAAUCCGGGAGCCAUCGGGAAGACAAAUAGGAUGAGAGAAAACAUCCUCAAUAUUGAACAUAACACUGGUGGGAGAAACUGCUACGGCAAUUUGGACGGACGGAUCACUUGGACGGACAAAGCAAUUGGACAAGUUGCUGCUUUGCUGCUAAGCUCUGCCGCCGCUCUGGUGGAAUUCAAAACCACCCUCAUAUCAUCCACCAACGGCGCCGCCGUGGACCGGGUCCUGAUCUCGUGGAACACGUCGACAAGCCCGUGCUCCGGCAACGCGGGGAACUGGAAAGGCGUCCUCUGCUUGAACGGAGACGUCAUGGGCCUCCAGCUCGACGGGCUGGGCCUGUCCGGCGACAUCGACGUCGAUGCCCUGGCGGCGCUGAGAUUCCUCCGGUUUCUGAGCUUCGAGAACAACGGAUUUGAAGGGUUGAUGCCGGACUGGAGGAAAUUGGGGGCGCUCAAGUCUCUGUUCUUGUCCGGCAACAGAUUUAGCGGGGAGAUCGGCGACGAUGCUUUCUCCGGCAUGGGUUCUCUGAAGAAAGUUCACCUGGCGAACAACCGGUUUACCGGGAGGAUUCCCACGUCGCUGGCGACCACGCCGAGGCUCCUGGAGCUCCGGCUCGAAAACAACGGUUUCACCGGGAACAUACCGGAGUUUCGCACCGGACUCAAGAUGUUCAACGCGUCUAAUAAUCGGCUUGAUGGGCCAAUCCCUCCCAGCCUCUCCGCCAUGGAUCCCUCUGCAUUUUCAGGCAACAAGGGACUAUGCGGGAAGCCUGUAAAUUUCGAUUGCACCAUCCAAAGCCCUCCUCCUCCCCUGAAAUCGCCGCCGCCGCCGGGAACCAUUGGAGAUGUAGAGUCGUCGAUAUUAUCCGCUAUUACAGGAAUUCUAAUGCUAACAGCAAUAUGCCUCUUAGCGGUAGCCCUAAUCAUCGCACUAUACCUAAUUUGCCGCGGCGACAGGGGCCGAUACCACUAUCGCCUACACAGAGGCAGAUCCUUCGAUCCAUUAUAUUCCCCCAACAACAACCCUACCGCGUCGCCGUCGCCGUCGCCGGACAGGGCCAGCACUCCGAGCAGCAGCGCCGGAGCAGGGGCAUCACCGUCGGUGGGAAGGCUGGCGUUUGUGAGGGCGGACAGGACACAAUUCAGCCUGCAGGACUUACUGAGGGCGUCGGCGGAGGUGCUAGGUGCCGGAAACCUAGGUUCGUCGUACAAGGCGGUGUUGAUGGGCGGAGAGGCGGUUGUGGUGAAGAGAUUCAAGCAUAUGAACCAAGUCGGGAGGGAAGAGUUCCAGGAGCACAUGCGGCGUCUCGCCGGGCUUCAACACCCCAAUUUGCUCCCUCUUGUUGCGUAUUACUACAGGAAAGAAGAAAAAUUGCUGAUUUCUGAUUUUGUCCCCAAUGCUAACUUAGCAACUCAUCUUUAUGGUAAAGAUUCGAGUCUUGAUUGGUCAUCGAGAUUAAAGGUCAUCAAAGGUGUGGCAAAGGGAAUGCUCUAUCUCCACAAGGAGCUAACGAGCCUAGUACUCCCACACGGCCACCUCAAGCCAUCCAACAUCCUCCUCGACCACUCAUUCAACCCCAUAUUAAUGGACUACGCCAUGGUCCCAAUACUCAACCCCGGCGAGCCACGAAACCUUCUCGCCGCCUACAAAUCACCGGAGUGCACCGCCAACCUUGGCCACCCCACCAGAAAAACGGACGUUUGGACUCUCGGGAUUCUCAUUUUGGAGACAUUGACAGGCACAUCUCCCGAUUCCUACUUGGAAACUUGGAUCAAUUCAAUAUCCAAAGCGGCUGCAGAGGGAAACGAUGAGAGCCAUUGGGAAACAGUGUUUGAUGCGAAGAUCCAAGGCAACUUAAGGGAGAGUGGAGGACAAAUGCGAGAGCUUUUGAAGAUUGGAGUUGUUUGUUGCCGAGAAGAUCUAGAUUACAGAUGGGAUUUGAAUGAGGCCGUUGAAAGAAUUCAGAAUUUGAAGGAGAUGGACGAUAUGUAAAAGUUGCAUUAUGGGUUAUAUAUGGAUCAUUAUUGUCACCCUUUGUCAUUCCAAAUAUGAUAUUAAUAUGUAUUACAGACAAGCACAUAUAACAAUUAUUUAUAAAAUGUUGUUUGUAAAACAUUAAUAUCAUAUUUGAUGAAACUAUAACAUUUCGAUCUCAUGUCACACGCUUCUUGUCCAUGCUUGACAUGUCUUCCUCCUCCGGCAAAAUGAAUGAUCGGGUUUUGAAAACGAAGAUUGGACGGGGUAAAGCUUGCAACAGAGUGUAUGUCUUCUAGCAACUUGUUUUUGCUUCAGCAUCAUAUGUCGACCAAGUUACGCUCUUACAAAGACGUCUUGGUCAUCCCUCCCAUGCUGUUUUGUCUUCCCCUCCUACCAAUCAAACUAGUUCUGAUAU
Messenger RNA from Cuscuta campestris, 2617 nucleotides. Lineage: Eukaryota; Viridiplantae; Streptophyta; Magnoliopsida; Solanales; Convolvulaceae. The record is from the annotation of a GenBank genome assembly.